Molecule: messenger RNA, 687 nt
Organism: Parasteatoda tepidariorum (common house spider)
Lineage: Eukaryota; Metazoa; Arthropoda; Arachnida; Araneae; Theridiidae
Gene: RpS27A
Product: ribosomal protein S27A
Biological process (GO): translation
Cellular component (GO): ribosome
Molecular function (GO): structural constituent of ribosome; protein binding
Source: RefSeq, a predicted model, not a curated record
UGGAUGUGACUGCAUGGCCAGAGUGUAAGGGAAGCGCGUUAAUUUCUUAUGAAUUUAUGAAGUUAUAUUAGUAAGUUUUAUAUAAACUUUUAUAUUUUUGUUAAUUGCAUUAGAAAUUUAAUUUCAAAAUUUAAGCUUAUUCAUUAUUUAAGUUUCUUGUGUCUUAGACGCUUCAAUCUUAUCGACAGUGUUGCAAUCAUGCAAAUUUUCGUUAAGACUUUGACUGGGAAGACUAUAACUCUAGAGGUUGAGGCAAGUGAUACCAUUGAAAAUGUAAAGGCUAAAAUUCAAGAUAAAGAAGGAAUUCCCCCUGACCAACAGCGAUUGAUCUUUGCUGGCAAACAGUUGGAAGAUGGGCGAACACUAUCCGAUUACAAUAUUCAGAAAGAGUCUACUUUACAUUUAGUACUCAGACUUAGAGGUGGUGCCAAAAAGCGCAAGAAGAAGAAUUACACCACACCCAAAAAGAACAAGCAUAAGAAGAAGAAGGUUAAGCUCAGUGUAUUGAAAUUUUACAAGGUUGAUGAGAAUGGUAAAAUAACCAGGCUUAGGCGUGAGUGUCCCAAUGAUGAAUGUGGAGCAGGUGUAUUUAUGGCCUCUCAUUUUGAUCGACAAUAUUGUGGCAAAUGUUGUUUAACUUUUGUUUAUAACAAACCUGAAGAGAAAUGAAUAAAUGAUUAGUCUUAA